AGGACCCAGGUUCAGUUCCCAUGGCCCACAAGGUGGCUCACAACCAUCUGUAAGUCCAGUUCCAAGGGAUUUGAUGUCCUUUUCUGACUUGCACCACCUCCAAGCAAGAAUGUGGUCCACAUACAUACGUGCGGGCAAAAGCUCAUACACAUAAAUUAGUAUUUUAAAAAAUUAAUGACAUAAGCUUCCAUCACCGCACAACUACUUACUUAAGCACAUUUUCAAUAUUACAGGGUAAGCAGAAAAUACUCAUAUUCAUGUAACUUCUAGAAUGUUUGUCGUUUUAUGAACAAAAACUGCUCAAUUCUUCUCCGGGUUUUGCCACACAAAAUAAUCUGAAUUUUAAGAAGUUGUGUUGGGUUUGGUGGAGGAAGCGAGUGGAAUUCACAGUGGGGGAAUGUCAAGUAUAGGAAGGCGACAAUGACAGAGCAAUGGCAUGAGAUAACAUUUCCUUUUCUUUCAGUUAAAAUUUUUUUUCUUUAUGGUGGUGGGCACCACGCCAAGGCGUGGGUAUAGAGGUCAGAGGACAACUUACUGUUGUCCUGGCUCUCAUCUUCCACCAUGUGGGUUCAGGGAGUCGAACUCAAGUCCUCCGACUUGUCAGCAAGCACUCUUACCCGCUGAACCUCCUCUCUGGCCCUGUUCUGUAAUUAGUUAAUGGAACUGUUAAAGCUUAACAGGGUGAAACCCUUGGAAGGCAAAUGUCCUAAUCGCUGCUGUCCCUGUCAGGGGCGGGGACUUUUCUCGUGGCACCAUUUCUGAAAUGCAGAAGAAACACAAGCGGCUAUUUGUCUCAAAUACAGACUUCUUUGCCUUGGCCAUCGGAAUCCAGGAAAGUCACCAACGCGGGAGGACCACAAGUCCCAUAAUGCAUUGGAAGAAUCCCUCUUCGCUGAACACGGGCUCUUACACACUUUGACCUCCAGCCGCACCGGGCAAAACCCGACAGUCGGGGGCCAAGAUGGCUUCGGCAGGCACCAGAGGGGGUGUGGUUCCCGGGAAGGCCACGCCCCCAGAACGCUACUCCAAUAGGGGCCGCCUUCGUGUCCAUAGCGACGGCGGCGGCGGCGGCCGUCGGCUUGCUUAAGGAGGCGCCGCCGCCGCCAGGAUCUCGGAGCUAGGAGUUAACCCCGAGGGGGAGCGGGCUCCCCCUCGCGACGGCGGGGACAGACAGUCCUGUGGAACGAAGAGACGGUCCUCGACGUCCAGCAACGCCCAGGAAGAGCUGCAGCGGGCGAGGGGCGGCCAUGAGCGACCAGCUGAGGCCAGCCCCGGGCUGCUAGGGGCAACUCCAGCAGCCCCUGAGCUCUCCUCGAAACCUCGGGUGGGCAGUGUCUGCCGUGGGUUUCCUUUCCUCUAUCCGAGCCCAAGGGGUAUCAGCCAUCAGAUGCCCGACCCCGACGUGUUCACAUAGGGAAACUGAAUCCUGGCUCGGGGAAAGGGCCGGCCCGAGAACCUUUGAUCAUCAGCUGUAUUUUAAAGCAAAGAAUCAUCCAGUUCUGUCAGCCACCUCUCUUCCCAUUCAGGAAACAAAACAGCCGUGAUCGUGGCUUCUGCCAGCUCUGUUCUGCAUGCACUGCAGUGUUUUGAAUGAUCCAGGAAUCUAAGAGGAUGGAGCCCAGUACCUGUAAGACCAGUGAAUCUGAGGAAGAAUAUGUUGAGGAAGAAGAGUCUGAGGAAGAGUGUGUUAGAGAAGAAUCGACCACCCCCAACUCUUCCCAGCAGGCACUUGCAAAGGCUGACUAUAAAGAGUUUGAGAAUGGGGUUACCUUAUCUGUUGUGGCCAAGAAAAUCCCAAAGAAAAUCCUAAGUGUAACAGACACAGAUGAUUUGGAAGCUGGGAGGAGAAAGAGGAAGCGGAAACGGAGACCCCUGGCCAUCAAUCUGACCAACUGCAAGUAUGAGAGCGUGCGCCGGGCAGCCCAAAUGUGUGGCCUGAAGGAAGUGGGGGAGGAUGAAGAGUGGACUGUGUACUGGACAGACUGCUCUGUCUCACUGGAACGAGUCAUGGACAUGAAGAGGUUUCAGAAAAUCAACCACUUCCCUGGCAUGACAGAAAUCUGCCGCAAAGAUCUGCUGGCUCGGAACCUCAACCGCAUGCAGAAGCUCUACCCUACCGAGUACAACAUCUUCCCUCGAACCUGGUGUCUCCCUGCAGACUAUGGGGACUUCCAGGCCUACGGUCGUCAGCGGAAAACCCGCACUUAUAUCUGCAAGCCAGAUAGCGGCUGUCAGGGGCGUGGCAUCUUUAUCACCAGAACCCCUAAGGAAAUCAAGCCAGGAGAGCAUAUGAUCUGCCAGCAGUACAUCACCAAGCCCUUCCUCAUUGAUGGCUUCAAGUUUGACAUGCGAAUCUAUGUUCUGAUCACUUCCUGUGACCCUCUCCGGAUCUUCAUGUAUGAGGAAGGCCUGGCCCGUUUUGCCACCAUGCCGUAUGUGGAACCUAGCCAUAACAACCUGGAGGAUGUGUGCAUGCACCUGACCAACUAUGCGAUCAAUAAACACAAUGAGAAUUUUGUCCGGGAUGAUGCUGUGGGCAGUAAGAGGAAGCUGUCGACACUCAAUGCCUGGCUGCGAGAGCACAGCUAUGACCCCCGAGAGCUGUGGGGGGACAUCGAGGACAUCAUCAUCAAAACCAUCAUCUCAGCCCACUCUGUUCUUCGCCACAACUACCGAACCUGUUUCCCCCAAUAUCUGUGUGGAGGUACAUGUGCCUGCUUUGAGAUCCUGGGUUUUGACAUCUUACUGGACCACAAGCUCAAACCCUGGCUUCUAGAGGUAAACCACUCCCCAAGCUUCACCACAGACUCUCGCCUGGAUCGAGAGGUGAAAGAUGCACUUCUCUGUGAUGCCAUGAACCUUGUCAACCUCCGGGGCUGUGACAAAAAGAAGGUGAUCGAAGAGGACAAGCGUCGAGUCAAGGAGCGGCUUUUCCCAUGCCACCAACAGCCACGAGAAGCCAGGCGAGAGCAGAUUGAGUCAUCCCAGGCUGCCAUGCAGGACCAGGAGCGAUAUGAAGAUUCCCACCUAGGGGGCUACCGGCGGAUCUACCCUGGGCCCGACUCAGAGAAAUAUGCACCCUUCUUCAAGCACAACGGCUCCCUCUUCCAGGAGACUGCUGCCUCCAAGGCCAGAGAGGAGUGUGCCAGGCAGCAGCUGGAAGAGAUUCGCCUCAAGCAGGAACAGCAGGAGAACCCAGGCACCAAGAAGCGAAGGGAGAACAAGGACCAGAACCAGGGGGAAUCGGCUGGGGAGAAGAGCCGAUCCCGAGCCGGAACACGCGGCCUUGUCACCAGCUUGGCUUAUAGAAACCGGAACCGGGAGAAAGAGCUGCUACCAGCACACCUGGACACCAUGCAGCCUCAGGACAUUGUGGAAGAGGAAGAGCUAGAGCGGAUGAAGCUCCUGUUACAAAGAGAGAAUCUCAUCCGAAGCCUGGGUAUUGUAGAGCAGCUCACGCGCAUGCUGUACCCCAGCCACCGGGGCCACAGAAAGCUUCAUGAGUAUCGGCCUAGAUUUCACCAGGACGGGCUGGGCAGUCAAGAACUGCAACCUGUGAAUUUGGUCCCACUGGUGUUCCUGAGAGGGGCCGCCUCAGAACAGGUCCCUCCUCAUUUCCUGCAACCACUCCGGCCCCACGAAUUGAUCCCCAGGAUCUUAGGGCCACUCUCAAGCACGAAUCCCGAAAUUGCACAGCAUUCUCGGUGCCAUCUGCAGCCCAAGAACUUCAACUGGAUAGGCGAUCCAGCAGCCACUGGCCACUGUUCAUUGUCAAUGAAGAAAUCUGGGAAGCACUAUUUUUCCAGCUCUAGAGUCAGGCUCACUGGCCAAGGUCAAGCCAGCAGAAGGCUAGAAGCCAUAAACCGAGCCCUGUCAGGAUCAGUGCCACCCACUUUAACCCCAAAGCAGGGCUAUCUUCUGCAGCCCGAAAGACAGGGAAGUGACUCAUGGACUGAAUGCUGCACCUUGCCCUCCAUGGUAAACUCUGGCCACAGAGGAGCAAAGGCUGGGAAUCUCAGCCUAUGCCCUGCUUCUGCACCAGUGCUGCAUCAUUCCAGCCCACUCCUCAACGUCGUCCAACACAGGUAAAAGAAGGGAAGCCCAGCACUCAACUAAAAGAGCAAAUGGCCUUCAACCAUUGCCAAUGGAAAGACUGCCACCCAGUUCCAGUUUGAAAAGCUCUGGCCAGGACCUUUGUUUGCAAAAGGCAAAACACAGACACCAAGAAUUCUUCACCAUUCUAAGAUUCUUUGGUAAAGAUCAAAAAGAUCGGUAAAGACUAAAAGAUGAAGCGCUAAGACCAGCAUGUAUGCGUCUCUGCUCAUCAAGCCUUAGGCUGAGUUUACCGCUAAGCGAUGGGUCUGAACCCUGGUUGUGGCCUGUGGCUGGAGGUCAUUGGGCAACAAGGAGUUCCUUUCCGAGUGGAGUCAAAUGCCCAAGGUACGGUGUAGUCGCCAUCAGAAGAUUGCUUAGGGUUCGCCCUUCCUGCCACAGUGGCAGAAUCAGGCAGGCCUGGGCAGCCUGUGCCAGAGGGGCGGCUCUGGGCAAUGAACCCGUCUUUUUAUUAAAGUUUAUGUCAUUUUC
Peromyscus leucopus (white-footed mouse) is the source of this 4584-nucleotide messenger RNA. RefSeq names its product tubulin polyglutamylase TTLL13. Bases 1591 to 4089 code for a protein of 832 amino acids. Gene Ontology annotation, molecular function: tubulin binding; tubulin-glutamic acid ligase activity. Gene Ontology annotation, biological process: protein polyglutamylation; microtubule cytoskeleton organization. The transcript is spliced from 15 exons. NCBI's taxonomy places the organism in Eukaryota, Metazoa, Chordata, Mammalia, Rodentia, Cricetidae. The record is from RefSeq and is a predicted model, not a curated record. Gene Ontology annotation, cellular component: cilium.